Messenger RNA from Phytophthora sojae, 1698 nucleotides. RefSeq lists its product as hypothetical. The record is from RefSeq and is a predicted model, not a curated record. The transcript has 4 exons. The coding region runs from base 1 to 1698 and encodes 565 amino acids. Lineage: Eukaryota; Oomycota; Peronosporomycetes; Peronosporales; Peronosporaceae.
AUGCGUACCGCCCGAGAUACCGCGAGAGACCAAGCCACUGCUGCCGUGAAAGACGUCGAUCAAGCUCAUCAGGACCGCGACGUUGCGCUCCGAGAGAACGCCGAUCUCCGAUCGUGUCUCCAAAGCGCGCAACAAGUGAUCCGUGCCCAAGACGCCCAAUUCAUCGACGUCCAGGAUGCCUUCGCUAUAUUGCGGCGCGUCAGCGAUCGAUCCAACGAGGAUCUCGAGAAUGUGGCCGACGACGCCUUAUCUCGCGUAGUUCGGUGGAUUGGACUUCGCCAGUGCGCGCCGACCACGCCUGUCCGUUGUAGCCGCAGUCGUUCCGGAUCUCCGGACUCCGUCGGGCACAUCCACAAACGUGUCCGAUCGGCGCCUCCACCACGUAGUCGGUCUACGAGCCGAUCGCCCGCUCGGUCUCCCUCACCUUCCUUUUCGUUACCCGGCCAUGACGAUGAACUCCCUGCUGGGGGUCAGCCUGCCGAAGAUCAACCCGCAAAGAAGGUGCCUGCUGCAGAUCAACCGCCUUCCGAUCUGAACGAUCAAGAGAGAUCGGACCAAGAAGAAUCAGGUUCGCCCCCUCGAUCUACGCAGGAAGACCGGUCGGAAGAGGAGGAGUCGUCUCCGGCCCGAUCCGCGGCCGACGAGGCAAAUUCCGAAUCGGAGGGGCCCGAUCAAGAGACCAACGAAGAAGAAGACGACUCGAUCCCGAUCGGAGGCUCGCCGCCGUCAAUCUGCCUCGCCGACACUUCGCCGGCUCGCUCGCGAUCGCGAUCGCCCUCAGUCGUGUCGAUCCACUCCCAAUCUGGAUCGGUUCGCUUCCAAUCGUCCCACGGAACGCAUCAGUCCCGUCAUGGCUCACCUGGACCGACGCCUCCGGGAUCCCCGCCUGGUUCUCCACCUGGAUCGCCGCCGCCCGGUUCUCCGCCUGGAUCGCCGGGGCGUCGUCCUCUGGUCCCGCCGAUGUUCCCGAUCGGUACCAUGAUCCCGGGUUUCAACGCCCCCAGGGCACUCGCUCAGACUGAUACAGACCCCUGGCCUUCGAUCCUGCUGGGACAGCUACAGAUCACCGGCAUGAUCCUGACGCUGACCCACCAUCUCCUCCUACCCGGGGGCUGGCUCUUCCCGCUCGUCGUUCGGGGCAUUGCACAGCCUGCGGCCGGGGUUGGCUAUCGAGACGACCUGAUCACCGGACCUAAGAUUACCGCGCUGAUGGCCGAUCGCCCCUGGCAGGUGCUGCAGAACCCGGCCGAUCCGUUGACUUUCGAUCUGGCACUCCAUCGAGGCGCCGGCACCCGAUUGGGUCGGAUCGCCACUGCCUAUCUUCAGUUCGAAGAGCAGAAUCGCCAGGCCUUCUGGAAAACAACUCAUUAUCUCCCGAUCACGGGCGCCCAGGAUCGGGAUCAGAUCGUCGAGCGAUACCAUCGCGAUCGUCGUGCCCGACGGAUCCGCCUCGAUCCCGGUGCGACAGCGUACGCUGUGACCUGGUAUCCUGGCGUGGUAUCUCGCGCUGCGAACAUCGGCAACCCCACCCAACACCAUGGCGAACCGACCGACCUCCGAACGGCCCUGAUCGAGGCCGACACCCAAGAUCCCUGGCGGAACCAGUACCGCGCCCACCCCCAGGACCAUCCAGCCCAGCGGAUCCCGCGUCUCCGCAACAAGUUCAACCCCAACGUCAGCGCCCAACACCAGCCGUGA